This is a messenger RNA of Ogataea polymorpha, 1938 nucleotides long. RefSeq lists its product as uncharacterized. The coding region runs from base 1 to 1320 and encodes 439 amino acids. Lineage: Eukaryota; Fungi; Ascomycota; Pichiomycetes; Pichiales; Pichiaceae. The record is from RefSeq and is a predicted model, not a curated record. Gene Ontology annotation, molecular function: L-pipecolate oxidase activity; sarcosine oxidase activity; proline dehydrogenase activity. The transcript has a single exon.
AUGGUACCAGAGUCUGUGUGUAUUAUUGGAGCUGGAGUAUUUGGCAUCUCUACAGCAAUUGCCUUGGGAAAGCGUUAUCCCAACACCAAAGUCACGGUGAUCGACCGGUUAGAGCCGCCUGUUAUAGAUGGCACCAGUGUCGACACCACAAGGUGUAUCAGGGUUGACUACAAGGACCCUAUUUACGCGGAGCUGGCACGCGAAUCGAUGGAUAUCAUCAUGAAUGAUCCUGAAGUGUCGCCGUUUUUCCACCAAUGUGGCAUGUCGUUUGUAUACGACGGGGGAACUGACAAAUGGGCCGAUAUCUGGAUCAAUGGUAAGAUAGCUGCUGAAAAGGCCAAUGAAGGACAUCCUGGUAGACUGCGAUACUACGAUUCAAAAGAGGCGGUGUACAAGAGUAUUCAUGGCGCUGACGCCGAACCAGUUGCUUCAAACAGCCGGUGGAAUAAAGGAUACACCAACUACCUGAACGGCUUUAUUGACGCCGAGAAAAGCAUGAAAGCGUACUACGAACGCGCCAAGAUGUACGGCAAUGUGAGGUUUAUCUUCAAAGAGGUGGACUCCAUUGUGUACGCUCCGGGGUCGUGCAAGGCGGAAGGUGUCAAGUUGGUCGACGGGUCGACAAUUGCAGCUGACCUCGUUAUUGUGGCUGCCGGGGCCUGGAGCUGCAAGCUUGUCAAUCUUGACGGGGUCUGCAAAUCCUCGGCAAUUGAGGUUGCCUGGUUUAAGGUGACCAAGGAGGAGGAGGACCAGUGGGGAAAGAUGGCCAUCACGACCAACCUGUCCACGGGAAUUAACCUCUUUCCGCCGUACAAUGGAGAGAUCAAAUGUCUGAGACGGUCGCCUGGGUAUAAAAACACGAUGAAGGUGCCAAAUCCCAAUCCGGCUAAGCAGGAGGCCUUGGAGAUCUCCUAUCCGCGGACUGUCGUCGACCAUCCGACCGACUGGAUCCCACAAGACGCCGAAGACGCUCUCCGCGAAAACCUGGCCGAGAUCAUGCCAGCGCUGGCAAAGAGACCGUUUGACCGCACCAAACUGUGCUGGCUCACACAGACCCCCUCAGCUAAUUUUGUCAUCGACUAUCAUCCGGAGCUGGAGGGCGUUCUGCUGGCCACGGGUGGCUCUGCGCACGCGUGGAAAUUUGUCCCUAUUUUGGGCGACAAAGUGGUGGACUACAUGGAGGGAAAGCUGGAAGCAACUUUGAAAGACAUGUGGUCGUUUGCAGAAAAGCUGAAGGUCACCGUGGACAAUGGCUCUGCCCCUCGGAUGGACGGCGAGCCUCAGGAGCUCCGUGAGGUGGUGAGAGAAUGUCCAAAUUGAACAUAUAGAUCAAAUUUAUCUGAUGUUGUGGCAGAGAGUGGCUGGUUUAGGAUGUGCAGUAGCUUGGAGAGUCGUCUACGUAAAUUUCGCGUGAAAUACCAGCUUACUGGUGGCAACAAGCAGUGGAAGACGGUCCACCUCCAACCCGAAGGAUGAGCUUGUGUGCAAUCGGCUCAGGUUGCCUGUCACAUUGCUUAACGAGGCUACAAACUACUAAGUGCGGAAGCAGGCUGAAUGUGUCCAUAGGGUACCGAGGUCAAAUAAAACCGCUUCGAGUAAAACUCCUCUUGAGAAGUGUCGUCGCUCGUCAAACCUUGGAACUGUCUGACAUAUAGCCAGCAUUUUUCACACUUGACUUCCGCAUAUGUAGUUAUAGCUCCAAAGAUCAAAACCAAUAACUCCUGGCUAUUGGAUACACACAGUAUAGCCUCAUCAAAACGUUUUCUCCAAAUACAUGCUUUGAUGUAGCUAGAAAAAUCCCUUGUAUAUGUUUUGGCGAGGGCUGCAGCCGCACAUUAUUGUUUGAAGUGAUGAUCAAUUUGAAUUUUUGGCUCCCUUAUGGUCAGCAACAACCGCAGCGCCCAAACAUCUUGCUUGCAUAGAAGUCGGAGCAUGUGU